GUUUGCACAGUGAGGGUUCACCUGCAGAUUCUUUGAGAUAUGUCACGUGGCCAUGGAACCCGCACCUAAUCGAUGGAAAACCAUCGACCGCCCCCUGACGAAGGUGAAAACCGUUGUCGUUGUUCAGUCAAACGGUGAACCUCCACCUGCAACUUCCCUUCAAACCUGUUUUUUAAUUUCAAUUUCUUUUGUUUAUCAGCUGCAAAUCAUUCAAAUUGUUUUCCAAAAGAAACUUCUUCUAGAGCUCGCAGUAAAAUGGCGACCUCAACAGAGGAUUUAAACAUUCCGGAAGGCUUCCUGGUGGCACCUCGAGUACCUCAGGGAUUGGCAGCAGCCGUGGAAGGUCUGACUCGUGAGGUGAUUCGCCAAAGACCGGAAGAUAUUUACGUUUUUGCAGCUCAUCAUUUUGAAAAACUUCUUCAUCUUCGUGAGGCGUACGGUGUCUCUAGAAGUCUCUCGGUCGACGAGAGAAAUUUACAGGCACUGCGUGAUAUGAGUGAGGCACUAAGAAAAAGAGAUGCAUUCAGAGAUGAGAGAAAUGCACGUGAUUACGCCUAUCAAAGUGGAUGGUCACUUAAUGAGACAGCUAAAGUUCUCGAACGGCAUAGGAGUAUUUUUGGUGAUGAGGGACGAAAAAUUUCCACAGACGAGAUACGGCAAUUGGCUUCUGAGAAAGAAAGGGAACAUUUCCGACGACAUCGUUCAAUGGAGAAACGAUCAUCAUCAUCAUCAAAAAGAAAAGAGGAGUUUAAAGAGAGUUCGGGAAAUGGGAAAAAUGGCUUGAAAUUGAUUUCACAAAUUCCAAAUUUACCUGGGAGUAGUGUUAAGGAUAUUAAGAGUGAGUUGAGAAAAAAUCGAAUUAGCAGUCGCGAGAGGCGUAAUCUUUUGGACAAGACGGAAUCAGAGAGUUUGAAGAGUACCGGGAGGACUUUGGAAAGAAAGGAGAUGGAAUCAAGACAAGUUGAAGAGAUGGAGCAAGCAGGGAAGAGGAAACGUUUAGACAGGAAGUCAAAGGGUCUCAGUAUGGAUCGUGUCAAAGAUUACGUGGUGAAAAAGUUUUCAACAACAAAAAGUCUUGAGGAACUUCAGUCACCCACUUAUGUCGAAAAAGUCCAGGAAGUAAUCGAUGAGACAGCGCCAAUCAUCAAAGAAAGAGUCGAGGAACUCAAGAACUCUGUGAAUUCAAAGAAGAUCCGAAGUCUAGAAUCCGAGAGAUCGAGUUUCUCCAGCGAGAAGUCGAAAUCCAAGGAAUCUAGUGGUAGGUCCACGAUCGAAGAGUCAGGAAGAAGGUCCCGAAGUGAAAAAUUGAAAUCUACAGACAAGUCGAAAUCAAAGGAGAAUAGAGAAGAAUUGAAAAUGAAAGAAUCGAGAAUCGAGCAAAAAUCGCGAAAGAGUAUGAAGAGUACUUCAAAAGCUUCCGAAGUGGAGACGCCAAAUGACUCCCUCGAGGAUGUCGAUACUCUAAAAUCUGAAGUAGAAUCAAUUGGUUCGAAGAAUGGAUUAGAGAUGAGAUUAAACGAAACCCAGACACUUUUGGAGGGAAUCUCUUCUGCUUUUACAGUUCCAGUGAGAAGGUCCUCUUCUGCCAAGGAUCUUCGGAAUCGAAUGUCAGAAGCGUCAGAUGUUUCUCUUCCUGUUGUUAGACCGCUGUCUUCUAAAGCUCAUUCAAGAAGUGUUUCGAGAAGUGAUUCUGACAAUUUAGUUCUACCUCCAAUUUCUCCAGAUGCUCCUAAAUCUAUCAAAGUUAAGGAGGAUUUAGUACUACCGGUACUCUCACGUCCUGGAAGUUCUAAUCCGGAAAAGGAGGCAGAUGUGACGAUAAACGAUGGUGUCGACGAUGGAAAUCGAGAAAUGAAGAUUCUAGACGAAGAAAAAGCUGAGAAAGAAAAUAUUAGUGAUACUAGUAAACAUAGUGCUAAUAGUGAUAGUGGUGAAGAAAGUAGUAAUAAAAUUGAAGAAACUGAGAGUCCUAAAGACGACGGUAGUACCUCUACAAAUAAUGCUAAAACCAAUGGUGAUUCCUUACCACUAAGUCCUAAGGAGUUAAAUAAUAUAGAAGCAGAGAUAGAAGAGGUAUUUAGGGAUAGUUUAAACGUAACACCAGAACCUUCCGAAACUCCGUCAAGACCAGAUUCCCUAGAGCCAGAAGUACAGAACCAGGUACUUCAGGACAGUUCAUCAAUUCUCAAGGAACAAUUAUUAGAAAUCGAGGAAGUCGAAAAGAAUAUUCAAAAUCUUUUAGAUCCCAAUCAAUCUCAGAAGGAAACAACAAUUCGUGACAAACUUCAAGAACUCGAAAAUUCUGAGCGAAGAAUUGAUGAUAUUUUGCAAGAAGCAGGAAAAUCUGAAAGUGUUGCGGAAAAGUUAAAGACACUUGAGGAAGUAGAGAAAAGAAUCGAUAGUUUUUUGGAUGAACCCCAAAGUUUUAUGAACGAACAAGAACUUGCAAUACAAGUGGAAGAGGAAUUGAAUGACGGAGAUUCAAAAACCGAAGACAAGAAAAAGCAGGAGGACGAAAAAGAAGAUUCCGAAGAUAAAGAAGAUAGUACAGCAGAUAAAUCUGAAAAGCAAGAAAAGGAGCAAGGGAACACUAGUUCAUCUAGAAAAGAGGAAGCAGGAGGUAUCCCUCAAAUUCCGGAUUCCUUUGUUCUGACAGAAGGUUCUCCCUAUGAAAUUCCAGAUACAGUAACAACCGUUAUUAUACCGGAUAGAAUUUCAACUCCAGAUUCCGAUAUUCUUGAGGUGGAAGUUGAGAAUGGUGAGGUUCGAUCAAGAAUGACUCCUAAUACAUUCAAAAUUGAAGAUCAAGAUGAGGAAGAUGAAUUGGAGGAUGAUUCGAACUUGAAUGUUUUUGGAGAAGUGAUAGAACCUGAACCGAGUAAUACUGUGCAAGAUAUUGAUUUGAUUUCGAGCACAAAGAGCGGAUUCGAUAUUCUGAUUCCCCAUCAAGAUCUCGAUCAAAUUAAGGAAGAGGAUGACAAGGAUCUGGAUAGGAUUAAGGAAGAUGAAACAGUCUUCACUGAAAGAGAAACGGAGUUACAGCAGAUAAUAGAGGAGGUUGUUGAUAAACUAGAGGAGGACAAAGAGAUUUUGGAGAAGGUGGUUGAGGAGGUAAUAAAGGACGAAAUAAACGAAAACGACGAUUCCAAAAUAGAGGAGUUUACGGAUAUUUUGGAGAAAGUAGUUGAGGAGUCGAUAGAAACGGAAACAAACGAAAAUGAUGAUGAUAAAAUAGAGGACGUUGAUAAAAUAGAGGAGGCUGAUAAAAUAGAAGAGGUUGAUAAAAUAGAGGAGGAUGUUGAUAAAAUAGAGGAGGUUGUUGAUAAAAUAGAGGAUGUUAGUAAUAAAGAAAACCUUCAGGAAAAAAUAGAGGAAACGGAGAAAAAAGAUGAAAUUGAGGAACCAGUCGAAGAAGCUCAAAUAAAAGUAGAAGAAGAUACUGAUCAGAAGGUGGAAAUAAAUAAAGAUAAAAUAGAAGAGGUGGAUAAUGAAACUGUAAAGAAUGUAGUAGAUAUUGAUGAGGAGGAAUUAAAAGUCCUUCAAGUAAUGACAUCAUCCCUGAAAGAAAUCCAAGAAAGUGAGUCUGGAGAAAAAUUAACGGAAGACGAUAACAAAACUAAAGAGCUUCUCGAGGAUUUGUCACCGGAAAUGCAAAGAAUAACAGAUUCAGAAUCGACAGACGAAACAAAAGAAACUAGCAUCACGGAUGGAAUCCAAGAGACGACAGACAUUGUCGAAAAUUCCUUAGAGAUUGAAGAAAGUACUGGAAGGUCAAUUGAGUCUACAAAUGAGGUUAAGGAAACGACAAUGUCAGAUCAGUCGAACAUGAGUCUUUCCCUAGAUCCAGGUAUACCUAUCGUUCCCGAGUUGAAUUUGGAUUCACUUCAAGAUAUAACUAUUUCUUCCUUUAAGAUGACUGAUGAAGAGGUGGAGAAGAAAGAGAACGAAGAGACUGAAAGUAUUUUUUCUACGACAGAGCCGGAAAUGUCGGUAACAAAUGGAAAGUUAGUGGAAGAGGCGGAGGAAGAGAAGAAAGAAAAGAAUAGUUUAAAACGAACAGAGGAAGAUACUGUGAAAGUUGCAGAAAUUCAAGAAGAUUGUCAGAAGAUUUUAGUUACUCAAUUGGAAACCAAAGGUGAUGAAGAAAAGGUAACAAAUAGUUUCAUAAGAGAGGAGAAUGAAGAUGUUGAUGUUGACAAAGAAAAAGUGAAUGAUUCUGUAAAAAUAGAUAAAAUCGAGGAUGAAACAUAUCCUGAUGAUUCGGAAAUACAAGAAGUUAUUGAAGAAAUGGUGAAAGAACAGGUAGAGGUAAAAGAAGAUCUUUGUGUAAAGGCUAGUAGUUACGUGACAACAGGUGAUGAAGAUGAAGUUGAUAAAGACAGUGAAGACCAAAUAUUAGUUCAAAAAGAAACUGACAAAGAAAGUAUUGAUGAACAGAAACAGAUAACAGAAGAAACAACUAAAGAUGAAGAAAAAGAGAAAAAAGACGUUGAUGAUCAGGAAGAAGCGAAUAAAAUAGAUUUUUAUGAGAUAACAGAUUUAACUGAACUUGAUGAUGAGAAACAAACAUCUGACCCAAAAGUUGAUAAAGAAGUAUCUGUAGCACAAGAUGAUGAAGAAAAUUCAAAAACAGUUCCAGGCAAAGAUGAAGAAGCAGAAAUAAGUAAUAGGAAAAAAUCUACAGAAGAAGAAAAAUUGAUGCAAAUAGUAGAUGAAAAGAUUUCUGCAUCCUCUGAUGCAGAAACAGAAAAAACUGGUGAAGAAAAAAUUGAGGACGAAGGCAAAACUAUAGUCUUAGCAGGAGAGGAAAACAAAACUAAAGACCAAACAGAAGCUGAAGAAGAACAAAAUGUUAAAGUUGAAGAAAAAGAUACCUCUGAACAAGAAGAGGAAAAAGAACUUAAGGAGACUUCUCUAACUAAGGAUGCGGAAGAAAUUUUCACUGAAAAGAAGAAAGAAGCUAUAAUCGAAAUUGAGAACGAACCUUCUUUGGAGGAAACAAUUGAACCCAAAGUUGAAGAGGUAGAAAAAGAAACAACAGAAACCAAAACUGAAGCUGAGAACGAGUCUAAUGUUCUAAAAGAAGUAGAAGCAACAAUCCUAGGAGAAAAUGAAGAACAAGAAGAAAAAAUUGGAACCGAGAACAAAACGAUUGACAUUAAAAUUGAAUCCGAAAUUUCUCAAACAGACGCAGCUAUUGAAAAAGAUGAAUCAGCCGAUAUUGUUGAAUCAAGAUCUGCGAGUCAAUGUACAACGAGACGACUUAAUUCUGCCACUAAUGCAUCGAAGGAGGAGAACUUGACAAAUAAUGAUGAAUUUCUUGAUAAACACGCUGAAGACAAUAAAAGUGAAUUAAAAAUAAAUGAAGAAAAUGAAUAUUCUAAAAUUGAAGAAACAAUAAAAGCUGAAGUUGUUACUAAUGCAAUUAACGAUGAUAAUUUUGAAGAAAAGAAGCAGUAUCAUAUUUAUGUACCUGAAUUAAACGAAAGUGAGAAUAGUGUCUCAGAUACAAGCUCCUUUAUCACUGCUGCAACGAAAAUUCAAGCAGGGAUCCGAGGGUUUUUGAUUCGAAGACGUCUGCAAAAUUCGCAAGGUCGCAGUUCAACAUUAGACAGUGUACCAUCGAUCCAAGAGAGUUUUGUGGUCGAGCCUGGAACAACGGAAGUACUUUUAUCAACUAUUGAAGAAGUAACACAACCUGUAAAAACUUUGGAUGGCAAUUGUCGUCAAUUGACGAAUAGAAAACGAUUAAGGAGAGAAGACGCUAUUCAAAGGACGACUAUUUCAUUGGACAACGCUUUUGCUGAAGGGGGACUUCAACACACUGGCGAAUUUCACGAUUGCAUUCCCCUGCCUGUUUUUCAAUUUGAAAAUCAACAUCAUCUCAAGAGGAAGAAUAUUUCACCUAAACGGGACGAGAAUGAGGAUAGAGUGAGAGAGAAGGGAAUGGAAGAUGAUAAUGAAGGAAGAAGAGGUGAUAGGGGAGAAGAGAGGACAAAAAGUGUAAGGAGGCAGAAGGAAGUUAGAGAGGAUGAAGUGAAAGAAAAUGGAGAAGAAACGGUGGAAAGAAUUGAGAAUCCCAAAGGUUCAACAGAAUCAAGAAAUUGUAUUCGAAACGCGAACAAUGACUUAAGAUCAGGAAAGAUAGGAAACUCAACAGUGGAAGAUGAAACUAAAGAAGCAAAAAUGAUCGGAUGCAAUGGAUUUCAACAAUCAGCGAAAGGGAGCCAAAUUUCCAAACACAGAGUCGAGAACGUUUCGUUAGAAAAGGAACAUAAAGAUACCAAAGAAGCGGAGAUAAAAAUAUCCAAAAGAAAUGGAGGAGUUACUCGUUCUAAUGAACAUACAGCAAACAUUGGAAGAAGUCAGGAAAAGAGAGCAAGCACUGAGAGGAAUUCGUUAGGAAAGGGUAAGCAGGACAGAAAAAUUGAAUCUGACAAAGAGUCGAGUCGAAACACACCGAAUGGAGAAAGCACAUCAAGAGAAAUUGAUGAUGCCACCAAUGGAAGAAAUAAUUUACCUAAACGAAAUAACGGAAUUAAAUUAACCGAAAUUGAAAAACCUAACGGAAGAAGUAGAUUUUCAUUGCGAAAGGAAAGGGAGACAAAAAGUGCUAGAGAAAUACAACAGCGAUUAUCAAAUCAAUCAGAGAAGAAUAAAACCGAAAGGAGGGAGAACAGUAAGAAACUAGAGGAGAGGGAAAAAGUUAGUACAAGAAGGGAGAAAAUUAAUGGAAUAGAAAAAGCAAGUCAGACAAUUAUUGUUGGUCAGUUAAUUAACGGAGAGAUAAUUCGACCAGAGUCCGUGGAAAAAAGACAAACGAAAAGUGCCGACUAUGCCAAAAGUGAGGGAAUAGUUAACGAACUCGAGAACAAGAAACUUGGGAGUAUAAUGAAAGAGGUGCUUGAGACCAACCAAGAAAAUUUGUCUUCUGAAUCUAAAGAUGAUGUUAAAGAUAAUGAAAAUAAUACUAAAGAUAAUAUUAGAGAACUUAGUAAAGAGAAUUGCAGAGAAAAUAAUGACAACACUAAAGAGACUAAAGAAACUCUUGACGAUAAAACUGAUUCAAAUAAACAAGAAGCAAAAUCGAUAGCUUACGAAUACCCAAAUGUCGAUUCUGAGCAAAAUCAUCUUAAGGACGAAACUCGUUACUACAAUCCAAAAAACUAUUUUUGCAAUCAAGGGAUCUAUCCCAAUGGUUUUGCUCACCCUCCAAAUCUAGAGAAUGUCUUCCCUAAUGAAUCCUCUUUCAAUUUGGAUUUCAAUCCCAAAUUGGGACCAAUUCUCGACAUUCUUUUCUCCAAAGAAGAUCAAAUGCUGGAAAGUAAUUAUCUUAAUUUUAUAACAAGUGUCGAGGACAACAACUGUCCGCAAGCUGAUUCUCAAUCAUCGAAAAAUGUUGAGGUAAAUCGUGAACAUAGUGGCAGUAUACGAGAACCUUUAGCCUUGCCUGGAAGUCCUAAACGAAUUGUAAUAGAGGAUGUUACAAGUUUGGAGGAAGCAACAAUGCAGAGUUCGAUAUUCAUCGUCGACAAUUCGUCAUUGGAUGCAAAGGACGAGGAGAAAAAGUUGGAGGAAUUCAUUUUUCUGGAAGAGGCCCUGCAAGAAGGAAAGGAUCAGUUGGAAUCGGAAAUGAAGAAAAGAACCGAAGUUGGGAACAUUCAAGAACAGGUUAUUCAAGAAUAUCGGGUUGAAGAAGAAGGAGAUAAGGAGGAGGAAACAUUGCAGGAGGGAUGUAAGAAAAUUACACAAGAAGAAGAAAAAAUUAUCCCUUCUCUUAAGGAAGCGAUCGAUGUCGAAAGUCCAAACAAUCAAAGAGGGAAGUUUUCAGAAAUCGGUGACAAUUGUCAUCAAAAAGACAAUCCAGAAAACAUUGAUACCCCUUUUUUAAAAAAAACCCCUUCUUCUCAAAUUGACCACGAACCCUCUUCCAUAAGUGAAAAACUGAUCUCCCCUAGACCGGAGGAACUACUCCCAAACAUAAGUUUCAAAAAACUUUCACCUAAUUUUACAUCAGAUCCUAAUCCCCCAUCCCAAAAGGACGACUACCCUAAUUUUGAAGACUCUUCCCUCCUUCCUGAUGCUUCCCUAAGUACUCUUUCAUUCUCCAUGAAUAUUGACGACGUUCUCGGUCUUGGAUCCGAGGAAGAGAGUUGCAAAGAAUUCCGCAAAGCCUCAUCAUUGACGAAAUUCAGUUCCACCGAUCUUGGAAGUUCGCGAGACUCACAAAAUUCACAGCUCUGCUUGGAAACGGCUCAAUCGCCGGUCACAAUGAUGCAAAUGGAGUCGAGAAAUGAUGAAGAGAAGUCUGUGAAUUGCGAUGAAUCGUUGACAAGCGUGGAGAGAAGGGAAAGUGAAAUUGGUAAGAAAGGAAAUAAGGGAAGUGGUGAAAGAAAAACGAGCAAGCAUGAAAAUGGUAAUUGUGUGAUGAAUAUAAAGGAGAGAAAGUCAAUGGAAAUGAAGGAGAUGGCAAGUCCAAGGUGCAAUGAAACUGACUCAAGUUCGGGAAAGUCUUUUGAACGAAAGAAAUUGAUAGAAAAGUGAUGAUGAAAAUGUAAAGAUAUUGUGUAAUUUUUAACGAUAUUGUAUGCUUUUUGUGACACUGAGGAGUUUUAUAUAAUCGUAUUUUUAAAUGAUAUAGUGAUAAUAUGACAUUGUAAAAAAAGUAUUUAAUAAAUAUAAAAGAGAUUAGAUUUUUUAAUAAAAGUAGAGUUUUUUUUUACUC
Leptopilina heterotoma is the source of this 8725-nucleotide messenger RNA. RefSeq names its product golgin subfamily B member 1-like. Gene Ontology annotation, molecular function: protein binding. Lineage: Eukaryota; Metazoa; Arthropoda; Insecta; Hymenoptera; Figitidae. The transcript has 6 exons. The coding region runs from base 256 to 8544 and encodes 2762 amino acids. The record is from RefSeq and is a predicted model, not a curated record.